Messenger RNA from Pteropus alecto (black flying fox), 3113 nucleotides. RefSeq names its product tyrosine aminotransferase (gene TAT). The record is from RefSeq and is a predicted model, not a curated record. Gene Ontology annotation, biological process: biosynthetic process; aromatic amino acid catabolic process. Gene Ontology annotation, molecular function: L-tyrosine:2-oxoglutarate transaminase activity; pyridoxal phosphate binding. Lineage: Eukaryota; Metazoa; Chordata; Mammalia; Chiroptera; Pteropodidae. The transcript has 13 exons. The coding region runs from base 271 to 1614 and encodes 447 amino acids.
GGCAUGUCAAAGGUCGCCAGCAAACCACCAGAAGCUAGGAGCGAGGCAUGGAACAGAUGCUCCCUCACAGCCUCCAGAAGGAACCAGCCCUGUGGACGUCUUGAUCUCAGACUGCUAGCCUCCAGAAUUGUCCAACGCCCAUUUUUGGAGACUAUUUCAGGAGUCAGGAAUUGCAUCUGAGUUCACUCUCACUUGUCAAAGAACUAAGACAGUUUUCUGGUUUGGCUACUUGGAGGCUGCUUCUCCUUUACUUGGAAGACUUCACUAGUGAUGGACAGCAAAGGUGACCUCCCCUCCAUUCUGGAUGUGCACGUAAACAUUAAUGGAAGAAGCUCCGUGUCUGAAAAAGUGAAAGGCAGAAAGCCCAGAUGGUCUGUGAGGCCCUCGGACAUGGCCAACAGAACUUACAAUCCCAUCCGGGCCAUAGUGGACAGCAUGAAGAUGGAGCCAAACCCAGACAAAACCACGAUUCCCCUGUCCAUUGGGGACCCUACUCUGUGUGGAAACCUGCCUACAGACCCAGAAAUUAUCAAAGCAUUGAAAGAUGCCCUGGACUCGGGGAAGUAUAAUGGCUACGCCCCCAGUAUUGGUUACCUAUCCAGUCGGGAAGAGAUUGCUUCUUAUUACCACCGUCCCGAGGCACCUCUGGAAGCUAAGGAUGUUAUUCUGACAAGUGGCUGCAGUCAGGCUAUUGAACUUUGUUUAGCUGUGUUGGCCAACCCAGGGCAAAACAUCCUAGCCCCGAGACCCGGUUUCUCGCUCUACAGGACUUUGGCUGAAUCUAUGGGGAUUGAGAUCAAACUCUACAAUUUAUUGCCAGAGAAAUCUUGGGAAGUUGACCUGACACAAUUGGAAUCACUGAUUGACGAAAAGACAGCUUGUCUCAUUGUCAACAAUCCAUCAAACCCCUGUGGGUCAGUGUUCAGUAAAAGUCACCUCCAGGAUAUUCUGGCUGUGGCUGCAAGGCAGUGUGUCCCCAUCUUAGCCGAUGAGAUCUAUGGAGACAUGGUGUUUUCAGAUACCAAAUUUGAGCCUAUAGCUACUCUCAGCCACAACGUCCCCAUCCUGUCCUGUGGAGGGCUGGCCAAGCGCUGGCUGGUUCCUGGCUGGAGGUUGGGCUGGAUCCUCAUCCAUGACCGAGGAGACAUUUUUGGCAAUGAGAUCCAAAAUGGGCUGGUGAAGCUGAGUCAGCGGAUCAUGGGACCCUGCACCCUUGUCCAGGGAGCUCUGAAAAGCAUUCUGCGUCGCACCCCUCAAGAGUUCUACCGCAACACUUUAAGCGUCCUCAAGUCCAGUGCUGAUCUGUGCUAUGAGGCAUUGUCUGCCAUCCCUGGACUCCGGCCGGUCCGCCCUUCUGGGGCCAUGUACCUUAUGGUUGAAAUUGAGAUGGAACAUUUCCCAGAAUUUGAGAAUGAUGUGGAGUUCACGGAGCAGUUAUUUGUUGAGCAAUCUGUCCUCUGCCUCCCAGCAAUAUGCUUUGAGUACCCUAAUUUCUUCCGAGUGGUAAUCGCAGUCCCCAAAGUGAUGAUACUGGAGGCCUGCAGCCGGAUCCAGGAGUUCUGUGAGCAGCACUACCAUCAUGCUGAAGGCAUCCAGGAGGAGUGUGACAAAUAGGCCUGAGUCUAUGCUCCCGAGUAUGUUGUAUCCAGGAAGGGCUGCACUGGGCUCUGCUGUUCCUCAGGGCUUCAGGUGCCCCUACUGGGAGAGGGGUCUCAAAAACACAUCGAGGUUCAGAAUUGCCCCUGCCUACCCCCAGAUAUAUCCAUAUACACACUCUGAAUCCCAGAUUCGCCUCUCCCUCUGCUCUGCUGGAGUGACUUACUCAUUCAUUAAUUUGCCACCCACGACUGUUUUUCUCAGUAAUGGGCUUCGGUUUUGUUUCAUUCUCCAGCUUCUCUCCCCAGUCCGCACCCUGUUGCGAUUCUCUUCCUCCUUUGUGCCUUAUUUGAGCCACAUCCAGCGGGAGGCUUCCAGGAAAUCGACAAAUCAUCCCUAGGUAUUUGUAAACACCUGUUAACCUUUUCCCAGCUCUGGGGCAGUCCUGUCGAAUCCAAUGACUUGUGAAACAGAAGCAGAAAUUCCUAGUAACUGUUGUCAAUUUCCGAAAGUAUGAUCCCUGGAACUUUUCCCCAAAGAAUCGUGUCUUUCAUGUUCUCAGGUACCUGGCAUAUAUGUUCAACUGUCUCUCAGCAAGAAAAGGCUAUGCUGCACACACUAGGCAUAUACAUUACUACACAGGAGAAGCCUAUAUUUUAAGUACCUUACAGGUUGAAUUAUCGAAUCUGUUGGUGGACUAAAUUCCUGGUACAUCUUAUUUAUACUCUUAUUUAUUUAAAAAUUUAGGUGUAUUAACAAACAAGUUUAUUUAAAAAUUUAGGUGUAUUAACAAACAAGUUUAUUUAUUUAAAAAUUUAGGUGUAUUAACAAACAAGUUUCCUAUACCACCUAUACCAGUAUCAUGGCAUCUGCAAAUCCAGAUGUUCCCUAUGGGUCAAAUUGUACAGCACCUUCCAAAGAAGCAGCCACUCUGACAGUCAGUUGAGAAAUGUUACAUAGGAGGUGGUGCCAGUCUGCAAAAACAAUCAGAAGUAGCAAGCGUGUCUUAAUUUUUGUUAAUGUUUCAAGCAUGUCUCUCUUGAAACAUCUACUUACUGAUAACUGAAAUUCAAAGUGUAUUACAAAAUUCAAAGUACAUUAUGCUGUAUUAAAAAAUAAAGCUACUGGGAGUUUUUGCUUUGGCAGUGCAUAUACUAAAAUUGGAACAAUACACAGAAGUUGAACAUGGUACUAACAAUCCACAUUCAACAGCUUAUAAAAAGAUUAAGCAUAUUAAAAAGAUUUUUUUCCUGGAAUGCAAGAAUGGUUCAACAUAUGAAACAUCAAUUAAUGUGGUAUCCCACAAUAAUAGUAUGAAUGACAAAAACAAUAUGAUCAUCUCAAGAAAAAAAAGUUGUUUUUUUUUAUCUGUGUGAGAUGAUGGAUGUUAACUAAACUUAUUGUGGUAAUUAUUUCACAGCGUAUGUAAGUCAAGUCCUUAUGCUGUACACCGUAUGCAUGUCAAUUAUAUCUCAAUUAAACUGGAAAAAAUUUAAGCUAUGAAAAUGUAAACUUUA